Molecule: messenger RNA, 468 nt
Organism: Nilaparvata lugens (brown planthopper)
Lineage: Eukaryota; Metazoa; Arthropoda; Insecta; Hemiptera; Delphacidae
Exons: 2
Coding region: 106-468 (120 amino acids)
Source: RefSeq, a predicted model, not a curated record
UUUAGCUCAAACUUUGUAAACUUUAGUAAAACUUGAAUCUUGGAACCUCUUUUCGAAUUAGAAACUUGGAUUUGAAUCUUUACUUGCAACUGGAAAACUUGGGAAAUGAAAGUUCUAUUCUAUUUUAAAGCAUCUGCUUUUCUUAUCUUAUAUGGAUUUAUGCCAGGCACCAAUUCUAACACAGAUGGAGUUGCACCCAGUGCCGACUACCCUUACAUCAUAAAUGAAGUUAAUGCUGCGGAAGAUAGUUGGCAAAAUAUUGCCCAAAGAAUCUCCUGGCUCAGAGAUGCUGACGUCAACACACUUUUCGAAGUAUAUAAAAGCCUCACUAACAGUAAUGAUCCAGAUGUCUCGAAGUUUCUGUACACAAUGCUGAUACAACAUUCUCUUGCUCGAGUGGUUUUGACAAGUCUGAAAUUAAACCAGGCAAAUAGCAAACUUCUGAAGAAGCUGUCAAAGUACAGCUAG